CAUGGCACCAUCAUCAGCAGUAGUCAGUGGCACCAGUGCCUCCGUGAAUCUACAGGACAUCACCAAGCUGUUGGCCUCAUUGGAUGCUCGCCCGACUGUAUCGAAGUUCGAGUCGGCGGUUACGAAGUACCCCUCGGCAGCGGUGUUCUGGAUAAAGUAUCUGGACUAUAUGUCCGAGACUGUGGGCGCCGAUGCUAAAAGGAGAGCGGCUCUGUCUGUGAGGGCCACCGAGCAUUGUCCCAUCGUUGCCAUAUGGGAGAGACAUCUGGCCAACGUCAAAGCAGCACAGCCCUUGGCACAGCUUUUGCCGACUUAUAGUGAUGCUUUACAGGCAGUCGGACAGGAUAGGGACUCAGGCAGACUGUGGAUGGAAUAUGGGUACCUCCUGAAGAUGCUCUACAACCAUCAGCAAAAGAAUGCCUUCGCCUUGACCCGAGGGGACACCAGCAGUGAGGACGUCUCUGAAGACCCUGAUAAGAGAGGUGAUACGCCUCUGGAGCUGCCUGUGCCCGAUGAGCCGCCGCCGGGCAUAUCCUUAGCGCUUGUCUCAGAGGCUAACUUGGAACAGGUAUCGUUCCAGUCAAGCAUUGAUAUAAUCAGACAACACUAUCAAGACGCGGUCUCAACACCCUCUAACUUCAUAGAUCAGCUUUGGGACGAGUAUCAGGAGUUCGAGCAGGCCAUCCACAACCAUGAACAGAAGGAUGAGAAGAAGAAGCCGGUCGCUGUAGGCUGGGAGCAAGGCCAUUACGGAGAUGGAGUGGGGCCAUCGCUGUGCUCGAGACUGCUUACUGAAUAUUCCAAUCGAUAUAUGUCAUCGAAACAGGUGUAUAAAGAGCUCACCCGACUCUAUGGGCAGAUUAUCCCUCUUGCUGUGCCCGUUCCCCUAACGUCAGAGUCGGCUCGGAAGCUGCGUCGUAACAUCAAGGGUUGGCGGCAAGUGUUGCUAUAUGAGAAGUCGAAUCCUCUCCAGCUGCCGCAGCCGGAAUGUGCCGAGGCCCUCCGGGCAAGAGUGGAUUUAGUAUUUCGCCAGUGCCUCAUGGGGAAUGCAUACGUUGCUGAGUUCUGGUACGACUACUUCGUGUGGCAGUAUUCAUAUCAAUUACAGCUGCUAGUGAGGCCCACUGAGUCGGCGCCAGUGGAGACGCUGCGAACGGCGAUUAAUAAGUAUUUACCGUACGAUGUCUGUCUCCGACUGGUAUUGGCUAUGGUACUAGAAGAAGAGCAAAGCAACUACGGCCUGAGGAAAACCGAUGACGCUGGGCGGCAGGUCGACGAAGCUGAUCAGACCUAUACAGAUCUUCUAUCUGUCUUCGACUCCAUACAACAGAGCUGUCCUACAGGUCUCGUACACUACCUCAGGUAUAAGUGUCGGACGUACGGUAUUGAAAAGUGUCGUGAACUUUUCACGCAGCAGCUGACGAGCAAGUCGCGGCAUAUGAGCGCGGAAGUGAUAGUAGACAUGGCUAGACUAGAAUAUCGAGUGGUCAAGAAUGUGGCAGCGGCGGAGUACCUAUUACGGAUGGCAUUGCAGCGCUAUCCGGAAAAGCGCUCGAUGUUGAUACCAAUCCUCGAGGACUUUGUGGCGGACGUCCAUGGCGUGGGAGCUCGAAAUGAGCUGGCAGCCGAGCUGGGCGUGUUCGACUCUAAUUAUUUCAACACGAGGAUUCUACCAGCGCCGACACCGUUGAAACAUCGUUCUUACUCGAGCUACCUCUCUUCUAUUCGUUUCCGAACGCUAGUCCCAGACGGACUCCGUAGUGGGGCUGGUGGUAUCAGCAAGAAGCAACUCAAGGAGGGUACGACAGAUCCGACUGCUGCAGGAGACGAGAUAAUCGAUUUGGAUGAUGGUGAUGCCUCAUUGGACGGAGAAGACGCUAUGGAUGGACGUGCUGGUGCAAGCAAGCUCCUAUCACAGGGGAUUAAGCGGCCGGACAUGAGUCGGCUGCAGGUUGUGAAGGCUUAUGAUCCAACAGCACAUCGAGGAGAGCAACAGAAUGAGGAUACAGGACCAACGGCUGGCGUGGCGGAUCCUAACGAUAUGGACCUGCGUGCAGAAGCUACGAAGCCCGAUCCGCCGGCACCAACUAUCGAGGACUCGGUCCGGAUCGACACUCCGAAGCCUGUUCUGGGCCUAAUGGACCUAAUCCCCGAAGGUGCAUUGCCGCAGCUGAAGACGGCAGAAGCUGCUGUUCAACAGGCUCAGUUCGAGGCGAUGCUACAGCGGACCGGUCAGCAGUUGGCCCAGGUCCCUCAGACCGGGACGGGAGGCGGCGGUAGCUCCCAACAAGCCACAGCACAGUUGUUGGCAGCGGUGCAGGGUGCAGGGGCUGUCGAGAGGACUAUAACGGCAUUGUCAUUGCCCGACGUAGAGCAACAGUUGCGCUAUUUACAGACGUUGGAGUUGCCGAAAAUCAACGUGGAUAAUUAUCGUGAGAUGCAAGCCGACAAGUAUAUGUAUGAUAAUCGGAUGGAGCGACUGACCAGGGGGGAAAGCACAGGAAAGUCAGCGACGGCUACAUUGGCGGGUCUUCUGGAUUUGAAGCGGUUGACUGGCAAUGAGAGUGGUCAGGAUGAGGAGCUUCAAGGCUUGACGUUGAAGAGGUGGGCAUUUGAUGGCAAAGAGCAGAAGGACGAAGAUGACGAUGUGAUAAUCAAAGAGGAUCAGGAGGCUCUCCUGGCCAAGUCCUUUCUAUCGGCGAUGCCGGAUAACAUCCAUCGGGAACGAUUACAGUAUAAACGUAAGAAGAUGCUGCAAAUGCUCAACCUCGGGAUGUUACAGCCUCAACAAGGGCAGCAGAAACAACAGCAGCAGCAGCAACAACAACAGCAUACAGUUGAAUAG
Molecule: messenger RNA, 2845 nt
Organism: Perkinsus marinus ATCC 50983
Lineage: Eukaryota; Perkinsozoa; Perkinsida; Perkinsidae
Product: RNA cleavage stimulation factor, putative
Exons: 25
Coding region: 2-2845 (947 amino acids)
Biological process (GO): mRNA 3'-end processing
Cellular component (GO): nucleus
Molecular function (GO): protein binding; mRNA binding
Source: RefSeq, a predicted model, not a curated record